GCAGCUCCUGCAAACAUGAAGAGUGAAGACAAGUGACUUUUUGGCCUCUGAAGACCUAAAGUUCACCAGAGACUGAAAAGAUCACAGAAAGCUGAAAGCUUUGAAGCAUAAGGGCUCAACUGCAGUGUAAAAGUGAGCUUAUCUGAGAUUUCAAAACAAAAGAGAGACGACAUGCCAGGCCCAGAAAGAGCAGACCUGAAGGGAGAGGAUUUCUCCACUGCCAUCCUGAAGCAGAAAAACAGACCAAACAGGCUCAUUGUGGACGAAGCACUAAACGAAGAUAGCAGCAUUGUCAGCCUGCCGCAGAAUAAGACUGAGGAGUUGCAGCUCUUCCGCGGGGACACCGUGGUGCUGAGAGGAAGGAAACGGCGGCAAACUGUGUGCAUCGUCCUCACGGAUGACACCUGUGGGGAUGAGAGGAUUGGGAUGAACAGGGUGACGCGCAACAAUCUGCGUGUUCGCCUUGGUGAUGUCAUCAGCAUCCAUGCCUGUCCUGAUAUCAAAUAUGGGAAAAAGAUCCAUGUUCUUCCCAUUGAUGACACUAUUGAGGGCCUAACAGGAAACCUCUUUGAUGUUUUCCUCAAGCCGUACUUUCUAGAGGCAUACCGGCCUGUACACAAAGGUGACAUUUUCUUGGUGAGGGGGAGCAUGCGAGCUGUGGAGUUCAAGGUGGUAGAGACGGACCCGAGCCCUCACUGCAUUGUUGCCCCAGACACUGUCAUCUACUGCGAAGGAGAGCCAAUCAAAAGAGAGGAUGAAGAGGAGAAUCUAAAUGAUGUUGGCUAUGACGACAUUGGAGGCUGUCGGAAGCAGCUCGCUCAGAUCAAAGAGAUGGUGGAGCUUCCUCUCCGGCAUCCAGGACUCUUCAAGGCGAUAGGAGUUAAGCCCCCCAGAGGCAUCCUGCUUUAUGGCCCUGCGGGUACAGGGAAAACCCUUGUGGCCCGAGCAGUAGCCAAUGAAACUGGUGCCUUCUUCUUUCUAAUUAAUGGUCCUGAGAUUAUGAGUAAGUUGGCAGGGGAGUCUGAAAGCAACCUGAGAAAAGCAUUUGAAGAGGCAGAGAGCAACGCUCCGGCUAUCAUAUUCAUCGAUGAGCUGGAUGCCAUCGCUCCCAAGAGAGAGAAGACUCACGGUGAGGUGGAGAGGCGUAUCGUAUCACAGCUCCUGACCCUGAUGGAUGGUUUGAAGCAAAGAGCUCACGUGGUUGUGAUGGCAGCAACAAACCGGCCAAACAGCAUUGACUCGGCUCUGAGGCGCUUCGGCAGGUUUGAUCGAGAGAUCGACAUUGGGAUCCCAGAUUCGACUGGUAGACUGGAGAUCCUGCAGAUCCACACCAAAAAUAUGAAAUUGGCAGAUGACGUUGAUUUGGAAAAGAUUGCUACAGAAACACAUGGACACGUGGGUGCCGACCUCGGCGCUUUGUGCUCAGAAGCUGCCCUGCAAGCAAUCCGCAAGAAGAUGACGCUCAUUGAUUUGGAGGACGAAACUAUCGAUGCUGACCUGCUCAACUCUCUGGCUGUCACCAUGGACGACUUCCAAUGGGCACUGAGUCAAAGCAACCCAUCAGCUCUGAGAGAGACAGUUGCAGAGGUUCCUCAGGUCAACUGGGAGGACAUCGGUGGUCUGGAUGAGGUCAAGAGAGAACUCCAAGAGCUCGUUCAGUAUCCAGUGGAGUACCCUGACAAGUUCCUGAAGUUUGGGAUGACGCCGUCUCGUGGGGUGCUGUUCUACGGCCCUCCGGGCUGUGGAAAAACACUCCUGGCAAAGGCUAUCGCUAAUGAGUGUCAAGCAAACUUCGUGUCCAUCAAAGGGCCUGAGAUGCUUACCAUGUGGUUUGGAGAGUCGGAGGCCAAUGUCAGAGAUGUGUUUGAUAAGGCCAGACAGGCAGCCCCGUGCAUCUUGUUUUUUGACGAGUUGGACUCAAUUGCCAAGUCCAGAGGAGGCGGGGCGGGGGACGCCGGUGGUGCCGCGGACAGAGUUAUCAACCAGAUUCUCACUGAGAUGGAUGGCAUGUCGGACAAGAAGAAUGUUUUUAUCAUCGGUGCCACAAACAGACCAGACAUUAUAGACCCAGCCAUCCUGCGGCCGGGCCGUCUGGACCAACUCAUCUACAUCCCGCUUCCCGACAAACCCUCCCGCACAGCAAUUCUUAAAGCCAACCUGCGCAAAUCACCUGUUGCACGUGAUGUGGAUCUGGAAUUCCUCUCUGGGAUCACGGAGGGUUUCUCUGGAGCCGACCUGACGGAGAUCUGUCAGCGGGCUUGUAAGCUGGCCAUCCGGGAGGCCAUCGAAGCCGAGAUCAAGGCUGAGCGUCAGAGGCAGAGCAGACCAGGAAUCCCCAUGGACGAAGACUUUGAUCCAGUCCCAGAGAUCAGGAAGGACCACUUUGAAGAGGCGAUGCGCUUUGCUCGCCGCUCUGUUAGUGACAAUGACAUUCGCAAAUACGAGAUGUUUGCUCAGACUCUGCAGCAGAGCCGAGGUUUUGGGAACUUCAGGUUUCCGUCUGCUACUGGCACCCGGUCUAGAGGUCAGGGGUCAGAUUCUGGAUCGGAGAGGCCGAGUCUGUAUAGAGAAGAAUUAGAUGAUGAUCUCUACCACUGAUGAUGAUGGUUCUAGUGAAGCAUCUCUUUCUGUGAAUGAUAGAAAUUACAUUAAAAUGUAAAAUUACAAAACGUUUCCACCUUAGGGAUACAGAGACUGUUUUUUAGUGUACUUUUUAGAAUAAAGUUAGCAAAUGAAUGUUGUUGAUUUGUUUUUUGCAUUUUAUUGCUUGUUAACUGUUAAAGCAGAAGAAUAAACUGAAUUUCUGUUCAGUCCUCCAAUGUUUUGCAUUAGGAUUAAUUUUCAUGUAUUGCACUCAUAUAAAUACUUUGUGUGGAAAUAAUAAAAAUAAUUAUGGCCUACCUCCAAA
Girardinichthys multiradiatus is the source of this 2908-nucleotide messenger RNA. Its product is annotated as Transitional endoplasmic reticulum ATPase. Gene Ontology annotation, molecular function: ATP binding; ATP hydrolysis activity; polyubiquitin modification-dependent protein binding. Gene Ontology annotation, biological process: mitotic spindle disassembly; retrograde protein transport, ER to cytosol; autophagosome maturation. Bases 172 to 2598 code for a protein of 808 amino acids. The record is from RefSeq and is a predicted model, not a curated record. The transcript has 18 exons. Gene Ontology annotation, cellular component: cytosol; nucleus; VCP-NPL4-UFD1 AAA ATPase complex. Lineage: Eukaryota; Metazoa; Chordata; Actinopteri; Cyprinodontiformes; Goodeidae.